This is a messenger RNA of Capsicum annuum, 1678 nucleotides long. Its product is annotated as protein DETOXIFICATION 40-like. The record is from RefSeq and is a predicted model, not a curated record. Gene Ontology annotation, molecular function: xenobiotic transmembrane transporter activity; antiporter activity. Gene Ontology annotation, biological process: transmembrane transport. Lineage: Eukaryota; Viridiplantae; Streptophyta; Magnoliopsida; Solanales; Solanaceae. Gene Ontology annotation, cellular component: membrane.
UUCACUGUAUCCCUCUCUUUGUAAUUGAUUCUAUGAACCUUACAUAUACAUUUGAUUCUCAAACAUAAUCGAAUAUUAGUAAAUAUGUAAGAACGUACCUAUGAGGAGGCAGACUGUUUCGUGUUAGAGUAUUUAAGUAAUCUUCCUGAUAGUAGUUAUUUGUAUCAUCCUCUGCAGAGUCGAAACUAAGAAAUGUUCUGGUUUCACCAGGAAAUCUGGAAAUUAAUAUUUCAUUUAGUUGGUCGACAUACUCAUUUCUGCUAGCCAGGAUAGCCGUUUUGUCAUGUAUUUUGCAGAACUUGCUUUUUCAGGCAACGAUGGAAAUAUUUACUCUAUUAAGGCAUCUGAACCAGUGCUAUCACUCGUAGUUUCAAUAACCAAUUGUCUUGGAAGUAGUACCAAAUCAUCUCUUAUUGUAGGUUCCUCGCCGUUACCUAUGCGUAGUAAGAAUUCACUGAAUGAUGUAUCUGUUCUGGCCCUCAUAUUUCUUGUUAUUUUAAUCUUUUCCAUUCGUUGCCACAAGUACGACUUUACCAAACUUGUAUUUACCGUUUUAUCCCUUGUAGAUUUUGGAAUUACUGGCAGUACAUGACGAAUAUCACCUCCGAAAACCAUUACUUUUCCACCAAAGGGUUCGUCAAUGUCCAGUAUAUCUCUGAAGCUCCUAUCAACCAUUUCAAUUGUCCAACGACUGGCCAUAGGUGCUUCAUCCUAGAUAAUCAACUUGGAUUUUUUAAUCAAUUUAGCUCCACCACUUUGCUUUGACAUACGUGUUACUGUUGUAUCAUUUGUCUGAAGUAGUAUCUCAAAUCUAGAAUGAGCCGUACGACCUCCCGAUAAAAGAGCUGCUACUACACCACUUGUUGCCAUUGCUAAUACUAUCAUGCCCCUCAAUACGAUAUUUGUAAUUAAUGCACGAUAUAGGAAUGUUUUUACGGUCCCUCCAUGUCCAUCGACAAAGAAUAAUCCCGAUUGGCCAGAUUCUAACCUUUGCAAUAUAAUCUUGAAUGCUUGCUCUUGUUCAGGAUUUAGCUUUAUUUUUGCAUCCAAAUCUUCUAAAGGAACUAUUAUAGACUCCUCCUCUAGUAUUUCUCUGCAUUCUAAUAUAAUUCUAUCAUCUACUCUCCGUUCAAGUUCAGGUAUGUCAUAAUUUUGAAUUCUCUUUCCCAUGCUCUCUAAGAAAUGAUUUAUGCUUUUCAGUGUGCAUUGAAGUUGAGUCGUAGGAGAAUUUUCAUGUAUUCUCUUAAAAUCUUCUGACAUGUCAUCAUAAUUUGUAUCCCAGAGCUUUCUCACAUCCGUCGGAUUACAAUGAACCAUAAUGUUGCAAAUAAAUUUCUAAGAGCCGAAUGUAUUUUGAAGACGACCGCUUCACGUAAGCAUUCAGAAAUGCUAUUAUCCGACUCGGAUCUGCAAUGACAAAAUUGAAGCGACUCGUUUUGAUUAGUGUGAGAGUGAGAAAUGAGCUAGGAGCAGCACAUCCAAAGUCAGCAGCAUUCUUAGUGUUUGUGGUGACAUCAAUUUCAUUUGUGAUAACUGUGGUGCAAGCUAUAAUCGUGUUAUGUUUGUGCAAUGUUAUUAGCUAUGCAUUCACUAAGGGUGAAACUGUAGCCAAUGCAGUGUCUGAUUUGUGUCCUUUUUUAGCUUUCACCCUCAUUCUCAAUGGCAUUCAACCAGUCUU